AUGUCCCGUUCUUUUGCAAUUGUAGAUUUUAAACCCUUCUGCUUUACUCCUCUUUAUCUCCUUUAUAUUGAUGGUAGGAAGUUCCUCCAUGCUACUUCAUGCAGUGUUGCCUAUUACUUUGCAGGAAGGUGUCCAGCAGCUUGUGUUAGAAGCAUUGUUGGGGAAUUAGACGAAGAGUUGGAUGCAAACCUGGAUUUGUCCAAACUCAGAGCUCACCCUCUAAAGCCUGUGGAUGAGCAUCGGAAAGAAAGAGUGUGGAGGGAAAGGGUGGGAACUGGUGAGGCUUUUAGCAUUUUAUGGGGCCAUUAUGAAAGAAUUCCCAGUGUUUAG
Ilex paraguariensis (yerba mate) is the source of this 330-nucleotide messenger RNA. NCBI's taxonomy places the organism in Eukaryota, Viridiplantae, Streptophyta, Magnoliopsida, Aquifoliales, Aquifoliaceae. The record is from the annotation of a GenBank genome assembly.